AUGACGACGACGGCAAUGACGACGACAACUGCGACGACGGCGAUAACGCCAUCACCGCCGCCGACGAUGACGACGACGUCAACAAUAGGCACCACCACUUCGGUGACGACGACGACAACGGUCGCGACAUCGAUCUCUGGUAGAUUCACGACGUCGACGGUAACAUCGCCAACUUCGACGACAAAGCCUCCUCUUCGGAGAAGACACACCACCGGCCCAGGCAUGACUUUUCCCGCUACGGAUCCUCCUUCGUAUUCCACCAGCAUGACUUUCUCGAGGACCAGCCCGUUGCCGAGCCCACAU
Messenger RNA from Formica exsecta, 303 nucleotides. Its product is annotated as rho GTPase-activating protein gacJ-like. The transcript has a single exon. The annotation marks the transcript as partial. Lineage: Eukaryota; Metazoa; Arthropoda; Insecta; Hymenoptera; Formicidae. The record is from RefSeq and is a predicted model, not a curated record.